This is a messenger RNA of Salvia miltiorrhiza (redroot sage), 1300 nucleotides long. Its product is annotated as heat stress transcription factor B-3-like. Lineage: Eukaryota; Viridiplantae; Streptophyta; Magnoliopsida; Lamiales; Lamiaceae. The transcript is spliced from 2 exons. Bases 466 to 1140 code for a protein of 224 amino acids. The record is from RefSeq and is a predicted model, not a curated record. Gene Ontology annotation, cellular component: nucleus. Gene Ontology annotation, biological process: regulation of transcription by RNA polymerase II. Gene Ontology annotation, molecular function: DNA-binding transcription factor activity; RNA polymerase II cis-regulatory region sequence-specific DNA binding.
AUGGCUGGAAAUCUAGCACACGAUAAAAAGAAGCUACCAAGAAAUUAAUGCAAUUUUGGUUUUAAUAUAUAUUUAUAUGCAGUAACGUGAUAUAAAUAUAUCAACAAAAAGAAAUACUACUAUAAUACCAGUUUCUUGCAUCUGGAAACCUCAUCUCAAUUCUCAACUGAACUGACUUCAUAUAAGUAUUCUCACACACAAGAGAUAGAGAGGGAGAGAGAGAGAGAGAGUUGCAAGAAGGUGGUGGAAAAAUUGUGAUGAAUUGUGGAAUGGUGUCGGGUUUCUAUUGCUGGGGUUGGGAGUUUCUAACGGCUCUUCUUCUUUUCUCCGCCGUCGCCGUCGCCCCGGCUAUCUAACUUACUUUCUCUCUCUAACAUUUAACUUACACGAAGCUUAUGUUUAUGUAUAGGGAUUGGAUAAAGAAAAAUAGAUUUUAAAAUAUAAAUUAGGAAGCAUUUGAGUGUGAUGGAGUGCGAGAGCGAGAGAGAGUUGGUGGAGUAUGUGAGGAAGGCGUCGCCGCCGCCGUUCCUGCUGAAGACGUACAUGAUGGUGGAGGAUCCGGCGAGCGACGCCGUGAUAUCGUGGAACGACGGCGGCACGGCGUUCGUGGUGUGGCAGCCGGCGGAGUUCGCCAAAGACCUGCUGCCCACGCUCUUCAAGCACAGCAAUUUUUCAAGCUUUGUCAGACAACUCAAUACUUAUGGAUUCCACAAAGUUGCAACGAAUCGGUGGGAGUUCAGCAACGAGAGGUUUCGAAAGGGCGAGAGGGACCAACUCUGCGAGAUCCGGCGGCGGAAGGCAACGUCCAACAAGCAACAGCGCAACGUACAAUUAGUCCAAGCAGCAACGAGUGAUCAUUCCGACAACGAAGAGCUUUCGACAUCAUCGUCGGAAAUCACGAACCUCACCGACGAGAACAAGCGCCUCAAGCGGGAAAACGAUGCUCUCAACUCGGAGCUCCUGCUGCUCAAGAGGAAAUGUCAGCAACUUGUUGAUUUGGUAGCUGUUUCUGGAGACGCACAAAAACGCCCACGCCCGCUUCAACUGAGAGAAGACGGCGGCCAGGCUUUGAAGCUUUUUGGAGUGAGAUUGGAAGUUGGGAGUGAGAGAGUUGUGUCUCAAUUCUGCAAAAUUAUUUAGGAACGUACUUGAUCAUUUCUCAAACUGUUUAUUGACCUGAGAUCAUGAUCACUUGUUAGUUUGAGAUUAUAGUUUUAAAAUAUUCUAGAUUGUAUGACAGAUUUCAAAGUUGAAAUCAUACAAAUUGAAGUGAAUGAAGAAAUGAAAAUUUUAUAUUUUA